Messenger RNA from Dendronephthya gigantea, 1749 nucleotides. Its product is annotated as octopamine receptor 1-like. The transcript has 2 exons. The coding region runs from base 393 to 1388 and encodes 331 amino acids. Gene Ontology annotation, cellular component: membrane; dendrite. Gene Ontology annotation, molecular function: neurotransmitter receptor activity; G protein-coupled serotonin receptor activity. Gene Ontology annotation, biological process: chemical synaptic transmission; G protein-coupled receptor signaling pathway, coupled to cyclic nucleotide second messenger. The record is from RefSeq and is a predicted model, not a curated record. Lineage: Eukaryota; Metazoa; Cnidaria; Anthozoa; Malacalcyonacea; Nephtheidae.
UACAGCCGGUAAGAUACGUUUAAAGGCAAAGACCAAAUCAGCGCGGAAACAUACUCAAACACAAUAGCAAAGAUCCAUUGCUGUGGACGUCAAAAGUUUCGUCCGAGCUUGUUGUUGUUGCCGACGGCAUACUCAGAGUGGGCGGAUUCCUGUCAUUUUGAGAGACAAAGUCAAAGCAUCAUUAAUAGGAACACAUGCACUAUCAUCAGUUGUUUUUCUACGUUGGUGGACGUUGGUGGAAAAGACAAUACUCAAAGUCUCAAACUUUGCCUCACAGAAAAUAUCAUCCAACUGCAAUUCAUGCUAAAAAGAUAUGAAAUGUGAAACUUGGCUGUCACUGAAAAAAGCGUGAAGUCUCACGGAACGGAAGGUUCCUAUCUACAAUUCAUAACAUGAGCGUUAACAACACAUCUGUCCCUGAAGACUGUUAUCAACGGUUCUACGAGGAUACCGCAAUACGUUGGACGUUUCUGAUUAUUUUAUUGACGUUUAUGUUGUUAACUCUUAUCGGUAACAGUCUGGUAUGCUUGGCUUUGAUCGUGGACAGAUCUUUGCGAACACCAGCCAAUAUAUUCCUGGUUAACAUGUCGGUAGGCGAUAUUUUCGUGACAGGAACAAUCAUUUUUACGGACAUAGCCUACUUACUACAUUUUCCAACAUGGCGAUUGGGUUCGUUUGGGAAUUGGGUGUACAAUAUCGGUUUUAUUGCUCUCUUAAUUAUCCCGUUUUCGACGUUAGUUGCGGUGACGUGUGACCGUUACUUGAGUAUACUGCAUCCCUUCAGAUAUAUUCAACUUGUUACAAAAGAAAAAGCUGGAAUUUGUGUCGCAGUCAUAUGGAUUUACACUGGAAUCGUCAUCUCGUUAAUCAGUUUGUUUGUGUUCCAAAAAAAUGUAAGCGAUUCGGAGUGGCAGUUUAUGCUUCCAAUGAAUGGCUACUAUUUGGGGCUGCUUUUGUUUCAUACUUUUAUUCCACUUAUUAUAAUAAUUUUACUGUAUUCGAGAAUUUAUACAGUCGCACGGAGACACAGCAGACAGAUUAAUACGCUGGGUGCUCGUUUUGGUGACAAAGCCAAAGGUCUGAACGUACGACUCAUGAAAGCACAUUUAAAAGCAACAAGAACAAUUUUAAUUGUUGUAAUCGUGUUAGCCUUUUCCUGGCUGCCUUUCAUAGUUAACGAGACUGUGACCUUGUCUUUUCGGUAUGACAGCUGUACUAUUAAACAUCUCAGUGCAGUUACAAAUUAUGUGACUUAUUUAAACGGUGCUGUUAAUCCCUUCGUGUACUCGUUAAGGCAUAGAAGGUUUUUUCUCGUGUUUAAAAAGAUGAUUUGUUGCACCAGAGAUUAUAGAGCGGCAAGAAACGUUGUUCCUAGUAUGUCGGCUUAACCAAAAUGACAGACUUUAGUGAAAAAAGUGGAGUUCAAUAUGGAUAUAUAUAACUUAUAAUCAGGUUUCUACCUCAUUCAAUCACGAUAAAGAACAGAUUACCGUUAAGAACUGUUGAGAAUAAAUGGACAGAUAUAUAGCUGGAUUAAGAUAAUUCUCGACGCAAAACCUCACCGGCGAUGAGUGAAAACGUGGUGUAAAUAUCAACCACAUGUCAUUCAUAAUGAUUUAUAUUACAGCUUAUAGUUUAUAGAUUUAAAAAUUCUGAAAACAAUUGUCUGUUGAAAAAGAUAAAAAGCAAUAUAAAUACUCAGUGUUGUGCCUCUCAAAAAGACUUGUCAUGACAUAUACUGUAUUUUUC